UCCCUCGCCCUGCACCCCGCGCAAACGUGUUGGAGUACUGUGGCCAGGCUGCUCCUCACGUCAUCCAGACAGACCCGCGAGGAGGAGGCGAGGAGCUCCUAACGAGCUAAUAUGGCGGACCUCGAGGCCCCGUCCGGGCUGGCCCUUGUCCCGGGCGAAAAGAUCCUCGUGACCGUCGGGUCGGCACUGCCGGACAUCAUCGUCGUCAUCUUCGAACACGGAGCCAAGACCUUCCAGGGUGCCUUGCUUGACGCCACCAAGAGAGGACUUCCUUGCGGGGUGCAACCACCAGAACCAGUAAGUGGUCCUGACGGCGAUAAACUUGCUUCGAUUGCCGCUCGCUUCAGUUAUUUCCAAGAAAAAAGGCAAGCACUAGCGGCGAAGGCCGAUCUUCGUCGAAAUAUAAAUCCUCCAGCGAGAUACAAAAAUGCCAGACCAACCGUUCGUCUUAGACCAAGGCAGGUGCUUUGCAGCAAAUGUAGAUCGAUUUGCAACGAAAAUAGCGAGAAUGUCGAUGUCAGCAAAAAGCGAAAGCUCGAGACACAAUCAUCGGAGCCAACAGCAAUGCCAACGCGAAAAAGUGAUCGUCGAUGUGUUCAACAACCAACGCAAUCAACGCCACAGAAAAGUCAACAACGACUCUUGUCUGAUUCAACAAAAAUGAGAGCUUCUCUCAUUCCAAAAUUGUCAAGGUUGCAACCCAGCGAGAUGAAUGCCGGUCCAAUGAAAGUUGCAUCCAAAGCAUGUUGGAGUGAGAGUGAAGAGACUUCAAAAAUAAAUGGCGACGAAGAACCAGUGGAAACUGAAGGUGUUCCCAUGGAGAUGGAAAGUAAUCCAACAGCAGCGUAUUGCGCCACACCACGAAGACUGAGUAGUUCAUCAGUUGAAAGUGCCAAGGUACCGGACGAAGAAGAAAAGAAAACUCUAGCGGCGGCCGAUUCAACAAUGAGGCUUAAAACGGGUAGAAUACCAAGGAAGAAACGUUCUGUGGGUUCAAUGGAGGACCUUUGGGAUGAAUCAGUCUUUGAAGAUCUCACGAGGAUAGCCAAGACAACUCCGGUGAUAAAAAUCUCUUACGGAGCUCAGGGAGAGGGUACAGUAUUGAAAAUACCCUCAAAAUUACAAGAGCCUUAUCAACAUGAAGGUGAUACCGAUCAGGAUGACCUUCAACUCGAAUCCGACAGGGAUCCACUUGAGUUACCAAAAACAUUUGAAGGAACUGAUUUAUAUUCAGCCGAUGUGGAGGAAGAUGGUCAGGAACAAGUCGAUCCACAGAAGCAAGGUGUCAAAGAUGCAAGUGCAAAAGCCGCUAAGAGAGCUUUGAAAAAGGCAAAAAAAGAAGCGAGAAGAAAAAUGCUUGGCGGUGUUUCACCAGCGAGAUCACCAUGUAAUGGUUCUCCUAGGUAUAAUCCAAAUUACGAUCCCUUAUCGUAUCAUCGUCGAAAGCACAAAGUGAAACACAAGAAGAAGCACAAGGAAGAAAGAAAGCACAAGAAUCAAUCACAGCAAUCGUCAUGCCUCGACGACAGUGAAGAGAAUCAGCAAAAUUGGAAUGUUUUGCCUGGAGGAGUAAGCGGCGGUGGUGGUGAUACUUAUACUGCGAUCAAAGAGCAGUGCCUCAAGCAAAAGCUCUCGAUCUCCCUCAAGAGACUGAAUACAAAUGCUUACGCAAGAUGUGACUAUCCAGUAAGUAAUGCAUCCUCAGGUUGUAAGAGUCCUGGUGCAAGUAGCGACGAGCUCAGUGAACAAGAGCCGGAAGUUGACGCUGGAGAAACAGCUCCAGAUUUUCCACCUCCGUCUCAUCCACUUGUGAUGCGACUCGCCGCUACGCCCGUGCCACAUUGUUUAACUGCCAAUGGCCGAAGAAUGGAUGUUGGCGAUGUUGUUUGGGGGAAAAUUCAUGGAUUUCCCUGGUGGCCAGGAAAAGUUCUCAGCAUCACAGUAUCCUGUAAAGAAGAUGGUACAUCUUCGGGUCCACAGGCUCAUGUUGCCUGGUAUGGUUCGUCGACAAGUUCUCUCAUGUCGUGUGACCAGCUUAGUCCAUUUUUAGAAACAUUCAAAACACGGUACAACAAAAAGAAGAGAGGCCCUUAUAAAGAGGCAAUUCGACAAGCACAAACUGAAGCCCGUAGCCAAGUGACACCCAAUCCUGUGAAUCCUGCGAGUAGUGUAAUAUGUGGAUCACCUCGCGAGGUGAAUGUUUUGUCAUAAAUGAGAAUUUUCUCAUUAUCUUACUGCCGCGUGUCUGUGAACGAGAAUACGAGUUUUAACUGACAAAACGGAAUUGUAAUGUAAAAUAACUUUUGUACAUAAAAAAAAGUAGUUUAUGAAAACAAAAAACAAAAAAAAAUUGUCACGAAAUCGUAGUCGUGACGUUUCUUUUCUUUUUUUGUUUUGUAAUUUUUUUUUUUUGUUUUUGUUUUAUUUUUGGGCCAAAUAAAUCAUUUUUUUUGCGCAAAUCAUGUUGAAUUUGCCUUGCGAAUGAUAAUAAUAGAAAUAUCUUUAUAAAGAUUGAAAAGCAACGAGAUUCAAUCAUGGCCAUUUUUCACUUUUACUGUUUACAAUGGAAAAAAAAAUCUUCGUAAAAACAAUUACUGUGAUAAACGAAAGAAGUUCGCGCAAAGACACACAUACACAUAAUAUUUCUCUUUAAAGCGUGAUACUUCAAAGCAUUUUUUUUUCUCUCUCAAUAUAUAAAUCGCCGUAAUAAUAAUUCGAAGAUUAUUAUACUGAAUCAUAUUUAGAAGCUGAUUUCCGUUUUUUAUCAUCUUAAAGAUUCACCUAUUUUUAUACAUAUAAAUUUUAAUUUAUGCAUAUUAUAUAAAUUCUAGAGAUGCAUCUAGAAUAAAAAAGAAAAAUCGAACUUUUUUUUGUUUAAAGAAAAGGAAAAAAAGAAAGGAAAGGGUAGAAAUUAAAUUUUUACGCUAUUAGAACGCUUUCAAAAGAAUAUUAAAGAGACGAAGAAUAAUAGAAUACCAAGUAAAACAUAAUGUUUUAUAAAAGAUAUUCUUUUUCAAAUUAUUCAAAAAUUUAUGUCAUAAGUAAAUAAAAUUUGUUUUUUUCUUCUUUUUUUUAAUUCUUUUUAAGAAUGUUUAAUAUUAUCGAUGUUACCAAUUUGUUAAAAUUGGAAGAAAGAAGACGAGUUUUUGAAUUUAGUCAUGUUUUGUGGUGUUACUUAAAACGUUUGUAUAUUGCAAUAAACAUGAAUCAGACUUGAGAUACUUAUCAAACAAUCGUAUUGAUUAUUAAACGCGCAAUCUCGUGUUUAUCAGUAAAAAAAACCAAUAAUCAGUACAGUUGCGAGUUCACUAUAGAGUGUUACAACUUUUCACUGUAUAUAUAAAAAAAAAAGUGUUAAAAAUUCAAAUUAAUACAAAUUUCAUUGAGCUGCGUUGAAACACAAGAGAAAAUGUUUUCUUGUUACACAACAAUAUUAAUGUAUCGAAAAAAAAGAUUUCAAAGUGUAUAACAAUAAAUUAAAAAAAAAAAGGUUCACAAUACAUUUGGACAAGUUAUAAAAUUAGAAUCAAUUAAAAAAGCGACAAGUAAAUCUCGAUGCAAGGUGAAUAUCAGUUAAUGAUGACAAAAAAAAAAAAAAAAAAACUGCAGUCGCGAAGCAUUUUUCUAAAACUACGUUUGCUACGCGAUUGUACCUCGUCGAUGAAAUGUUUUAAGUAACUGUGAUUUUUUCAAAUGUUUUUAUAUUAAAUAUAUAUAUAGUAUAUAUACAUAUAUAUAUAUAUAUUAUAUAUUAAUUUCGAUGUUGCUGUGUUUAUACGAAAACGUAGCUUUUCUAGACUAACAUAUCGGUAACGUAUAGAUGUACGUGCAAAAAACCUAUCCGUUAUGGAGUUUCAAUUGUUGUUCUAGAUUAUGAAAAAUGCACAAAAUUGUCAAAGCCAAUUAUAAGGUUUGCUAGACUUUUGCAUAAAGGAAAAAAAAAACCUCGUCUAGAUAGUCAAAUAAUUUUUUUUCCAAUUUAAUUCAAUGAAUUUUUUUUAACAUUUAAGAAGGUUCGACCCAUUAACAUAACUUCAAACUAAAAUGUAAUUUUUAACAGAAAAAUGUAUUUAAAAUUGAUUUUACUCAAAUUCAAAAGAUCCAGUUGUAAAAUUUUCAAAAAAAAAAUUAUUUUCAGUUAAAAUUUAUCGUUAAAUAAUAAGUAAUAAACAUUUUGUGUUUUUACCUUAAAGUUAGGUGAACAAUUCUAAUUUUUAUUCAUUUUCUAUUCACAGAAAAAUUUUCUACAAUUUGUUUUGAAUUUUAUUUAAAAAAAUUUUUCUUCAAAAGUUUAUUGAAUAAAUAAAAUUUAAUUAUUUAAUAAUUUAUUAACCAAAUUAAAUGAACAGAAUUGUAGAUAAUCUUUCAGAAAUUAAAAUGAAUAUAAAAAUUGGAUAAAAAUUUUAAUUGUUCAUUAAAUUUUAAGAAAAAACACAAAAUGUUUAUUAAAUUAUAUUAUUUAACAAUAAAUUUUAAAUGAAAAUAUAUUUUUUUUUAAAUUGUACUUUCGAAUUUAGAUGAAAUCAAUUUCAAAUAUAUUUUUAGUCCUAUUAAAAACUAUAUUUAUUAGUUUAAGGUUAUAUUAAUGGGUUGAAACUCCUUAAUUUAAAAUUAAAAUUUUCAAUUUUUUAUUUAAAACAUUUAAAAAUUAUUUUCCAAAUGAAUGUAUAUUUUUUUCAUUUAAAAUUUCUUUUUUGAAUUAAUUUUCUUUUCAUUUUUAUCAUACAAAAUUCGAUUGUCAUACUAUUAGGACGAUUUUCAAAAUUAUCCCUGAAAAUUUUUUCGUAAUUUUCUAAGUUUGCAUCAUAUUUUCUUUAGUGACUGUUUUAAAAAUGAGUGUCAUAUAUUACGAAAUGUAAAACACUAAAAAAAAUCGCAUUAAGUGUUUAUUUUGUACUACAGUCCACCAAAAAUGGUUUAGUGAACGUGUCAUAAACUUGAGGUCACAUUUUACCUUUUUUUUGAAAUUCUAAUUUUUUUUUUUAAUUAUACAAAGUCUACGUUAAUUAAAUUAUUAUUCUCUCAAUAUACAAUUGAAAUUCUUUUUGUUAUUUAGAAUGGAAAAUUGUAGUAAAAUAAUAGUAAAAAUUAUGCUUUCACAAAAUUUAUAAUAAAAAAAAUUAAAAAUUGUACCUAAUGUGAUUUCAGGUGAUUUGACUCGAUACCUACUGUACCUGAAAUGGUCGAGGUACACAAGUAACGACCUAUAAAAAUUAUUACAGAAUAACAGUAUCAAUUGAACAGUUUACCUAGAGUGUCAAAUUAAUCUCCAAAUAUUCUUUUUCUCUGAUCUGCACUUUAUUGAAAAACAUUAAAAUAAGAUGAAAGAAAAAAAAAGAAAAAAGGACAGAAAAUUGUAAUAAAUAGUAAAAAUUACCCUUUCGAAGAUUUACAAUUAAAACAAAAAGUUUACAAAUUCAAUUUUUUGGUAAAAUUAAAAAAUUCGAAAAUAAAAUUUGUAUAAAUAAAUUGAAUUCAAAAAUUUUUUAAAUUAAAUUAUUUAAUAAUUAAAUUAGUUAAUAAAAACCAAAUUUUUGCCUACAAAUUUUUCUUCAAAAAAAUUGUUGAUCAAGAAAUGUUACAAAAAAUUUUUUAAUAAUAAAUUUGCAUAGAAAAAUAUUUGUUUCUUCUAAAUCGUUGAUCAUAAACGUUGGGAAUUUAACCAACGUGAUAUUUCAAAUAAAUUAUUUACUAUUUUAUUUCAAAUUACAAUGCAAAAUAUAAUUUACGAUUAUAAAGAAAACAAUUUUCAAUUUAGUGCAAAUCGAAAAAAAAAAUUUUUCACAGUUUAUAUAAAUGUAUUUGGAGAAAGUCGUAUUUUCACACUGGUCAGUUCAUCGUCUUCCAAUUUAGAAUGAUUUUCUUUUUUUUUUUUUUUUUUUUAAGAAAUAUUAUAAUAAUGUAUAAUUGUCAUGCUUGUACUGCAUCUAUAGUACACGUUUUUGUAUGUUCUAAGUAAACACGACAUUCUUUUUUUUUUGUCACGAAUAUUUUCAAAUGUUAAUGUAUAAUAUUCUUUGCAUCGAAUGAACAGAUAAAGAGAAAAAAAACAGAAAAAAGUUCUUUCUUAGUGUGUAUAAAAAAAAAAAUAAAUAAAAAAGUGAGCCUUA
Messenger RNA from Leptopilina boulardi, 6110 nucleotides. Its product is annotated as PWWP domain-containing protein 2B-like. The record is from RefSeq and is a predicted model, not a curated record. The coding region runs from base 112 to 2211 and encodes 699 amino acids. Lineage: Eukaryota; Metazoa; Arthropoda; Insecta; Hymenoptera; Figitidae. Gene Ontology annotation, molecular function: chromatin binding. Gene Ontology annotation, cellular component: nucleus; chromocenter. The transcript is spliced from 7 exons.